This is a messenger RNA of Biomphalaria glabrata, 1300 nucleotides long. RefSeq lists its product as uncharacterized. The record is from RefSeq and is a predicted model, not a curated record. Lineage: Eukaryota; Metazoa; Mollusca; Gastropoda; Planorbidae. The transcript is spliced from 5 exons. The coding region runs from base 68 to 817 and encodes 249 amino acids.
GUGGUGCUAGUUUUUGGCAUCGUCUUCAGUUAGAUCUUACACAGAGUUCUUUCAGAAACAAGGUAAAAUGGCGAAGUGUUCUAGUGAAGUAGCAGUACUGGUUGUAUUGUGUCUUUUCCUAGUGGAUCUAACUAAAGGUGAAGGUCAGAAAGGAAAAUGCCCCGAAGAUUACCGCUACAGAGUUGAGACUUGUGUUAUGGAAGCCCAGGUGGCCCCACAGGCGGGUGGUGGUCUCCCUUUAAUAACAGAUGUCAACAAGUUGGAGGAACUAUGCGAACGAGGUAUCCUUCAGAAGACCAUUGAUUGUCUCAAAGACCUACUGAAUCGCUGCUCUGAGAAUGUCACCCAAAGACAGGAGUUAGAUAUGUUGUUUAGUGUCGAGGAGUGGAAACAAGGGCAACAACUACUGUGUGAAGAUCUAAACCGUAAGUUAGUUUUCAAAAAUCAUUUUGACUGUGUCUCAAAGUUUGGUUCCAAAAUAUCUCAUUGUAUUCUGGUCAGGACCCAAAACUUCAGGAAAGAAAUCACAACUGCUGGCAUUGUUCACCACAGAAAACUACAUGAUAUCACUUGCAAUUUUGCAGAAACUAUUGUGAGUUGCUUAGAGAGACCACUUGCUCAUGCCUGCCCAAUUCAAGUUGUGGAUACAAUGGUUAGUGCACUUCACAAGUUUCUGCCUCCAGCUUGUGCCCCCGUACCAACACUAGAAAACCCAGAAAAGAGACUUUUUCCCAAACGACAGGACCCACUGGAUGACCCAUUGGAACCAAUUAUAUUUGAGACUGUUAUAGUGGAAGGUGGUGAGGCUGAAAAUUAAUUCAUAAUAACACUUUGACCUAAGAGUAACUCAGGUCAAGGAUAAGAGUGGUUACAUUAUUUUCAACAUCAUAAUUAACUGCCUGACUGGAAUACAAAAGAACCAGGAUUAGUCCUGGAAAGAAUGUAUUCUGACAUUAAAUUAAACAUUAUAUACAAAGACACUAGUUAUAGAUUGUAUAGGUCAGGUUGAUCAAUGCUGAUAAAAAAGAAAUGUAUCAAUCUUGUUUCUACCUUACAAAAAACACAUUUAUUGGCUUGUUGCCUUUAAUACUAGAGGUCUACAUGGUCUAUACUACCACUCACCAUAUGUUAGAGGUCUACAUGGUCUAUACUACCACUCACCAAAUGUUAGAGGUCUACAUGGUCUAUACUGACACUCACCAAAUGUUAGAGGUCUACAUGGUCUAUAUUACCACUCACCAAAUGUCUAUAAAAGCUCAAGCUUUCACGUUUUGAAUAAAAUGAAUGAGAACCUCACAUA